AUGGUCUCUCUGCCUAGGACACUAAUACCUGCUCCUCGCCUAUCAGCCGCACUACGUCUUGCCCAAGCCGUCUCAGCGUAUGAAGCUGAUUUGACACGAGACCAGAAAGAGGAGUUUAACCAUCAUCGCUUACGUGCGAAUGAAAAGCCACCCUCAAUUCAAGAUGUAAUGCGACUUACCGCGGACAUUGAUGAGCAAUUGUCUAGUAAAAUCCGUGGUCGUUGUCUGGGUACUCGGACAACCAAUUUUUUGCAAUGUGUCCAGCAAUUCACGGCUUUGGGCGACCUGAUUGUGGGUGGUUCGCAGAAUUUAGUCGCGAGUGGGGUGUGGGCGUUGUUAAUAUUGAACUUUUCAUCUUAUUUUGAGAGAAUAUCUAGCCUUUUCAUGGUUAUUGGGCGGUCGGCACCGCGAUAUGAGAAAUUAGCAAUUUUGUAUCCCCGGUCGAAGGAGUUGCAGUCCUUUCUCACGGAGUACUUCACAAUCGUGGUUCAACUUUGCCAUCGAAUUCUCAGAUUUACUCAGAAGUCUACACUUGGCAGAAUUGGAGCCACGUUAAAUGACUCUGAUUUGAUUGGGUUUCAACAGCAGCUAGAGUCCAGAGCUAGGGAUAUCAAAGAUGAAGUCAAUUAUCUUAUGGCGCAGAGGAUAGAAGAGCAAGCGAGCUUCACUACUCAUGUAUGGUCUAGAAGACCAUCUAAGGAGAUUAUCCACCAACGUCAGAUGAAGGCUUACUUCGAGGUACUGGAUUUCUGUUCGACGUAUGACUACAUGUCGCCGUGGAAACAGGCGCGAAGGCUUGGAAAUACGACUUUGUUUCACCUGUGUCUGCAGUAUUUGACUUGGCGAGAGCGCGCAUACUCGAGUUCUUUGAUUCUAACGGGGAGACUUGGAUCAGGCAAAUCGGUCUUGUUGGCAAAUAUGGUAGACGACCUGAACUUGCAUUUUCAGGGUCAAAACACAACAGUGGCUUUCUUCUUUUGUCGUCAUGAUUUGCCAGAAAGUCUCAAGCCGCGCGCAAUGAUCGGGUCUAUAGCUCGUCAGCUCCUCUGGUCAACACCUGAUAUAGCUGAACGAGCUAGCAAUUAUACUCUCAGACCACAACUGGAUGAUUUUGAAACGAUACGAGGCUUACUUCAGGCUCUGCUCCCAGCUGGCUUUAAGGCUUACUUGGUCAUCGAUGGUCUGGAUGAAUGUGAAAUCAACGAUCGACAAACUGUGAUUCAAGAGCUUCGCUUGCUGCAGCAACGGUACUCAAUCUGUCUUUGUGCCUCUGUUCGAAAAGAGCCCCGAGACUUGUACGACAUUGAUAUUGUCUGGGAGAGGUUUGAAUCUUCUGUCGUGGGUGCUAUACCUGAUAAUUCGAGUGAUAUCGAAUUGUUCAUUGGGGCGGAACUCGAGAACCGUAUAAAAUCUGGACAACUGACGAUUGGAAAUCCGUUGUUGAUACUAGAGAUUCAAGAUGCUCUGCUGAAAGGGUCACAAGGAAUGUUCCUUUGGGUUGCGCUUCAAAUUGACAAUCUUUGCACGAUGUGUACAGACGAAGCUAUUCGCCAUGCAUUAGAUGAUCUCCCAUCCACACUCUCCGAAACGUUCGAUCGAAUACUUCGAAAAUUUGACUCCAAUCUCGCGCGAUCGUAUCAGAAAAUGAUUUUGGAAAUUAUUGUUGCAGCCCGAUAUCCGCUCACGCCAGAUGAGCUACGAGAAGCUCUCAGCGUGGUCCCGGGUGAAACUACGUGGGAGCCGUCUAAACAAGUCAACGACAUAUUUAAUAUUUUGACAUGUUGCGGAAGUUUAUUAACCAUUGAUGAAGAGCAAAAUACUAUACGGCUCGUUCACAGCAGUGUCAGACAGUUUUUGAUUGAGUCCGAGUCAGUGGAUACUUCGAGAUUUACGCUCAAGGAAGCACGGAAGCGAAUAUCUGAUAUAGUUAUCACGUAUCUCAACUAUAAUAUUUUUGAAACUCAGUUGUCGACACGAGUUACUCCUAAUAUACAAGUUGAUUCGGCGCCUGCGAAGAUCUUGGGAUCGAAUUUCGAAGUUCCCAACGUUGUGCGUGAACUUGCAGUGAGCCUCUUGAAGCUCCGAAGAGCACCGGGGUUUAACAUAACCACGGCGCUUGAUCAAUUCAGCCCUCGACAGAAACAUACACCCGAUCAUAGUUUCAGAUUCCUUUCAUAUGCUAAGUCCAAUUGUCUAUUCCACUUCACUACUACUCUGGAAUCUCAGACACCUGGUCAUGUCGACGAGCUAUUCCUCAGACUGCUCAGCGGUACCAUGUUGGAUAAAAACACCACCGACGGGCAAAGAUUACUACUGGCAUCUGCAAAAAAGGGAAUUGAAUCAAUUUUGAAGCCUCUGCUGCAUUCAAGCCACUUAAAUCCCAAUUCAAGAGAUUCAUUUGGUCAAACUCCCAUAUUUCUCGCUACUGCCUCUGGACAUGAAGACAUCCUUACCUACCUCCUCAGUAUAAAAGCAGUAGAUCCAAAUCUCAAAAGCAAAAAGCAGCAAACACCCCUCCACAUCGCAAUCGAGAACACACACAUUUCAAUCUCAAAGACUCUCAUCCAAUCAACCCGAGUCAACAUCAAUGCCAAAGACCACUCCGACCGAACGCCCUUACACUACGCCGUCCAAAACAUUUCCGCACUCCCAAUCUUCAACCUCCUCCUCGGCUCCCCCUCUAUCCUCUUCGACGAACCAGAUAUCCAGGGUGACGCGCCUCUUCAAAAGGCCCUCGAAAAAGGCAACACCCUCGCCUCAAAAUCCCUCUUAUCAACCGGAAAAGUGAAAACAAACACCGUAGACCGACACGGCAUUACAUACCUCCACUUGGCAUCUAAAUACGAUUUCACAGGCGAAAUCGUAAAAAUUCUUCUCAAAAUACCCUCUACAGAUCCAGACGCAGGGGAUAACAAAAUGAUAACACCCCUUCAUCAAGCGGUUAAAAGCAAGAAUCUACCCGCUUUAAAGGCAAUUCUGGAGUCAGGAAGAAUCAAUCCUCCAUUCAGGGUGAAUGGGCGCCGUCUCAAUCCUAAUAAAUGGACUGUUAUGCAUGCUGUAGCUCAGUAUGGAGAUGAGGAUAUGACCCGUCUAGUAUUGGGGUUUGAGCAGGUUGAUCCUAAUUCGGAGGAUUAUGAUGGGAAGACACCGUUGCAUUAUGGGUGUUCGGCUGAUAAUUUGCAGUUUGUGAAGUGUAUGCUUGAGUUUGAGAGGGUUGUUGUUAAUAAGAAGGAUCAUUCGGGGAGAACGCCGCUUCAUGUUGCGUUUAUGCAUAAUAGUUCUGCUGUUGCGGAUUUGCUUCUUGCGUCGAAGAGGGUCGAUCCCACGGAGAAGGAUAAUGAGGGGAGGACUCCGUUUGAUUAUGCUGAGAUUGGAAUGUUUCUUCCGGGGGAUUAG
This is a messenger RNA of Penicillium angulare, 3396 nucleotides long. RefSeq lists its product as uncharacterized. The record is from RefSeq and is a predicted model, not a curated record. Gene Ontology annotation, molecular function: protein binding. The transcript has 2 exons. The coding region runs from base 1 to 3396 and encodes 1131 amino acids. Lineage: Eukaryota; Fungi; Ascomycota; Eurotiomycetes; Eurotiales; Aspergillaceae.